Gymnogyps californianus (California condor) is the source of this 1112-nucleotide messenger RNA. RefSeq names its product zinc finger protein 462-like. The transcript is spliced from 6 exons. Gene Ontology annotation, molecular function: chromatin insulator sequence binding. The annotation marks the transcript as partial. The record is from RefSeq and is a predicted model, not a curated record. Gene Ontology annotation, cellular component: chromosome. Gene Ontology annotation, biological process: regulation of transcription by RNA polymerase II. Lineage: Eukaryota; Metazoa; Chordata; Aves; Accipitriformes; Cathartidae.
ACUCUUCAUACUCGGAACCUCCUGAUGUUCAGCAACAGUUGAACCACUACCAGUCUGCAGCUCUGGCCAGGAACAAUAACGUCAGCCGAAUCCCACUUUCGGGGAGUGCUGCAGGAGUGGAAAAAACAGAAGCUAUCCUUAGCUGUGAAUUUUGUGAAUUCUCCUCGGGUUACAUACAGAGCAUUCGACGUCAUUACCGUGACAAGCAUGGAGGGAAGAAACUCUUCAAGUGCAAAGAUUGUGCCUUUUAUACAGGCUUUAAAUCUGCUUUUACUAUGCACAUGGAAGCUGGACAUUCGGCAGUUCCUGAGGAAGGACCCAAAGACCUUCGUUGUCCUCUUUGCCUAUAUCACACCAAAUACAAAUGUAACAUGAUUGAUCAUAUAGUUCUGCACAGAGAAGAGCGGGUUGUUCCCAUUGAAGUUUGCCGUUCCAAACUGUCAAAAUACUUGCAGGGAGUUGUUUUCCGCUGUGAUAAGUGUACCUUUACCUGCUCCAGUGAUGAGAGUUUGCAGCAACACAUAGAGAAGCACAAUGAACUUAAACCUUACAAAUGUCAACUCUGCUACUAUGAGACCAAACACACAGAGGAGCUGGACACUCAUCUUCGAGAUGAGCACAAGGUGAGUCGUAAUUUUGAGCUGGUUGGACGGGUUAACUUGGAUCAGCUGGAACAAAUGAAGGGAAAAACAGAGAGCUCCAGCAGCGACGAGGAAGAAAAGGAGUUAAGUCACAAGACUGAAGAGAGAGAGUCCAUGAUGUAUCCUGACAGUGGAGCUCCAGAGAAGCGCUUUCCAUGUGAGUUCUGUGGCCGAUCAUUUACAGAGGGCUCUGAUUGGGAACGACAUGUGCUGAGGCAUGGCAUGGCUCUGAAUGAAAGUAAGCAAGGGACCAGAGAGGACAGAAAACUGAAGGAGAACACAGAAAAGACUGUUAAUACACUGACAGUAGAAGAAAAGGAAAGCACUGAGAAAAUGGUGCUGGACUUGUCCCACAACAGUGAAACUACAGUCAGUGUUGUAGCUGCUGACAAACCUCUCCAAGAGACCUCAGAGGCCAAAAAUGAAUAAAAAUUUGAUGUGAUUUUAAUGAACUUACUUGAACAGUGGUGA